UUGGACUUUACUAUAUCGUAUCUGCAUGGAAGCGAAUGGUUUCGUGUCCAGGCGGGUGGACACACCAAGCGUCGAUGCCGGGGUUGCUGCUGGAGCUGCAGGGGCAGACAUUCGAUGGCUCGGCGGGAGGAUUUUGGAUGCUACGGAGGGGUUUGUUGGUGGUCUGUCACCGCCACGGAUAACAGCGGAACCGGACUUUACUGCGGUGUUGCAACUCCGAGCAGCCCCAGAGCCCACGGUGGCUGCUACGGAGACCGAAAUAGACUACGAGGGGCUCCCCCAGGGUGUAGCCACCAGUACACACAUGUUAGCCGGCGCCGUGGCUGGCAUCAUGGAACACUGCCUAAUGUAUCCCAUCGACUGUGUUAAGACGCGGAUGCAGAGCCUGCAGCCCGAGCCGGGGGCGCGUUACCGUAACGUGAUGGACGCGCUACGUCAGAUCGUGCGUACCGAGGGGGUGUGGCGACCUGUGAGGGGGCUGAACGUCAUGGCGAUAGGGGCGGGGCCAGCCCAUGCUCUGUACUUUGCCUGUUAUGAGAAACUCAAGUUCUCACUCAGCAACGUGGUCCACCCGGGAGCUAACAGCCACUUUGCUAAUGGAAUGGCAGGCUGCAUGGCCACUGUACUCCAUGAUGCAAUCAUGAACCCAGCAGAAGGUAAAACUGUGUGUGUGUGUGCGUACUGUGUGUGUGCGUACUGUGUGUGUGCGUACUGUGUGUGUGCGUACUGUGUGUGUGCGUACUGU
Oncorhynchus kisutch (coho salmon) is the source of this 745-nucleotide messenger RNA. RefSeq names its product mitoferrin-2-like. The record is from RefSeq and is a predicted model, not a curated record. Gene Ontology annotation, biological process: iron import into the mitochondrion. Gene Ontology annotation, cellular component: mitochondrial membrane. NCBI's taxonomy places the organism in Eukaryota, Metazoa, Chordata, Actinopteri, Salmoniformes, Salmonidae. Gene Ontology annotation, molecular function: ferrous iron transmembrane transporter activity. The annotation marks the transcript as partial. The transcript is spliced from 3 exons.